AUGAAUUUACAAAAUGAAAAAAAGAGAAAAGGUGGAGCUGCUCGUUUACGUGACAAAAACAAAAAAAAAUUGAUUGAAACAUCAUCGAAAUGUUAUAAUAUAGAGCAAAUGUUUACAAAAAAAACGCAGUCAACAAUUACAAUUGCCAACAUUCCUGUUAUAUUACCGACACCAAAUAAUACAGUUUUAGAACCAAAUAAUGAGACUUGUAGUAAUGCAUUUGAAACUAGUAUAAGUAAAGACAAUAAUCUAGAUGAAUAUAGAAAUGAAUCUAAUAUUGAAGAUAAAGAUAUUAUAGAGAAGGUAAUUGAUAUUUCUCUGAAUAAAAAUCAUACUCCGCAGCAACCUAUGUUAAAUUUGUUUCCAAGAAAUCCAGAUAAUAGAUCUUUUAAUGCAAAUUACUAUAAAUUAUAUAACUGGAUUGAAUAUUCUGUGUUAAAUGAUGCAGUGUAUUGUUUUGCAUGUAGACAUUUUUCAACAAAUAAAUGUAUUCGUGGCCAAUAUAGUGGUAACUAUGUAUUCAUCAAUCGAGGAUUUAAUGGUUGGAAAAAACAAUCUGUGUGUUUGAAGAUUCAUAAUGAAAGUGAUAGACACAAGUCCAGCAUUGAAAAAUGGACACUUUAUUUGAGUACUAAACAAAAUGAUAGCUGUAUUGCUAAUUUAUUAACUCACUCAAGACUACAAAAUAUUAAAGAAAACCGUAAUCAUGUUUUUUUCUUAUUAAAAGCUACUCUGUAUCUUGCAAAGCAAGGACUUGCAUUCCGUGGCCAUAAUGAAGAAAGAGAGUCCUUAAACAGAGGUAAUUUCAUUGAACUAUUAGAGACAUUUGGAGACAAGAACACAAUAUUAAAAAUGCAAUCAAGGUACGGUCAUUAUACAUCCCACGAAUACCAAAAUGAUUUAAUAAGUGUUAUUGCUUCAUCUACAAAAAAUAUAAUUUUAAAUAACAUGUCUGAGUUUUCUGCAUUUAGUAUCUUAGUUGAUGAAACAAAAGAUGCGAGUAAAAAAGAGCAACUGAGUUUCUUGAUCAGAUUUAUUGAUAAAAACUAUAAUAUUCAAGAAAAAGCUCUUGGCUGCUAUCAUAUGGAAAAAUGUGACGCAGAUUCAUUAAGUAAAGCUAUAUUAAAAAUUGUUUCGGAAAAUAAAUUAGACAUAAAUAGAUGUGUAGCCCAGUGCUACGAUGGUGCAUCAGUGAUGAGUGGAUCUUUUACAGGUGUACAAAAGAGAAUAGCAGACAUUGUUCCACAAGCUAUAUUUAUACAUUGUUAUGCACAUCGGCUUAACCUAUGUUUGUUAAAUUCAAUUCAAGACAUAAGAUCUGUGGUAAACUUUUUUGAUACUAUUCAAGGUAUUUAUACAUAUUUAAUGAAUAGCCAAACCAGAUAUGAGUUGUUUACUAAAAUUCAAAAGGAUAAAAAAAUCAAGGUAUUACAUUUGGAAAGAUUAGUAGAAACCAGAUGGUCUUAUUGGUAUACCUCGCUAAAAAAAAUAAAACAGAGAUACUCAGAAAUUAAAGAAGUUUUGACUAUUUUAACUUUGCAAGGAGAUCAAACAGCUAGAGCCUGUGGAUUACUCGAGGAAAUUUCUACUUUUCAAUUUAUAAUGAUAUUGAAUAUUAUGAAAAAAAUUCUCAAAUGCGUUAACUGUUUGUCAUGUGAAUUACAAUCUACUUCAAUUUUUUUACCUGAUGCUAUGCAUUUAGUCAAAUCAACUAAAAAAGAUCUACAGGGUUUCCGUAAUGAAGAAACAUUCCUUCGAAUUCAUGAUAAGUCAAAAUUAUUUGCUAAAAAAAAUGGAUUAGCUAAUGAUGAAGUAAGAAACACAAGAUUAAAAAGAAAUUGUACAUUGAAUAAAAAUUUAGAUGACUACUUAGUGGAUUCUACAUUGGGAAAAACUCAAAACAUAAAUACUACACAAAAUGUAAAAAGCGAAGUUUUCUAUGCUAUUAUUGACAGGUUUCUGACACAGAUAGACUUACGUUUUUCUGAAAAAAACCAAGAUCUGUUCAACAUAUUCCAGAUAUUUGAUUAUAAUAAUAAUAACUAUUUCAAUUCAGAAUAUUUAAAUUCAAUUAUUGAUACACUCAAAAAACUACCAGCAGCAUUUUCAGAAACUUUGAAGAUACUUCAAAUUAUAAACACUCUUCCAGUGAGUACUGCAUCAAAUGAAAGAUUUUUUUCUUCACUCAAAAGAGUGAAAUCUUAUCUUAGAUCUUCAAUGGGUGACAAACGAUUAAGCGAUUUAAUGGUCAUAGCGGUAGAAAAAGAAGAUGCUAACAAAAUAGAUUUAGACAAAGAGGUAGAUGUAUUUUCUAAACUAAAAACUAGAAGGUAUAAGCUAGAAUAG
This is a messenger RNA of Melanaphis sacchari, 2346 nucleotides long. Its product is annotated as zinc finger MYM-type protein 1-like. Bases 1 to 2346 code for a protein of 781 amino acids. Gene Ontology annotation, molecular function: protein dimerization activity. NCBI's taxonomy places the organism in Eukaryota, Metazoa, Arthropoda, Insecta, Hemiptera, Aphididae. The record is from RefSeq and is a predicted model, not a curated record. The transcript is spliced from 5 exons.